Messenger RNA from Entelurus aequoreus (snake pipefish), 2129 nucleotides. Its product is annotated as coiled-coil domain-containing protein 169-like. NCBI's taxonomy places the organism in Eukaryota, Metazoa, Chordata, Actinopteri, Syngnathiformes, Syngnathidae. Bases 657 to 1343 code for a protein of 228 amino acids. The record is from RefSeq and is a predicted model, not a curated record. The transcript has 8 exons.
UAGUAGCUUAUAGUUAGCAUGCUGACAGUACGAUGCUAACAAUAGUAUAAUUACAGAUAGCAUUAGUGAAUUACCAAAAUAUGACACUGACACUGAAUUUGGUUAAAAAAAAAUCUAGCAUGCUAAAAUGCUAACUAAAACAUGCAUCAAGUACCAAAACAUAUUACUCUGAGGUGUGUACCUGCUAGCCUGCUAACGUUAAUCUGCGUCAAAUACCGAAAUAUGACUGAGGUGCAUACCUACAAAGUUAGCUAAAAAAAAUAAAAAAAUAACGCUAGGUAUCAACCGUCCGGUAACAAAAUAUUACAUUAAAAUUGGCAAAAAGGCUAACAUGCUAACGGUUGUGCCGUUAAAAAUGAGCUUCCGGUUGUAUUUUGGACACCUUUGAACCAAAGUAAAACAUAAACAAUAUUUUAUUAGAUAUUUGCGAUUGAUUACCUUUGUGUUAUUUAAAGGUAAAUGUACUUUUAAUAUUCAAGCUUCGUGCGGGUGUAUUUAUGUCAUUAUUCACAAUGUGAACGCCCGCGGACGUCAUACGUAGACCCUCCAGUUUAAAAGUCCACAGCGCCCUCUGCUGGCGAAGCGGCGUUACUGACCGGAAGUGGCUGUAUCCAUGGGAGCCAGCUGCCACAAACUUCUUUUCUCGGCGAGCAAACAUGAGCAAAGACUCGGGUCGGCACGACAUGGCGCGUCUCCGGGUCGAACUGGAGCAAGAACGAGAAAUAAAAGACAUGUUGGAGGAGUCUGUGCGGGACUUGGGCUGCACCAUGAGGGAGCUGCAAGACCGGCUGCACGGUGUGGACCGGGAAGACAACGAGUGGAAGACCAGAUAUGAAACUCAGACCGAAGUCAACGCGCAGCUGCAGAGGCAAACCUCGCUGGUCCACGAACGACUGGAGGACCUGCGCGGCAAACCCAUGGACCGCCUGGCGUCUAUCCGGUCCUACGACGACAUGCCGACGGAGGCUCUGAGACAGCGCCUCAAGCUGCUGACGGACGAUAAGUCACAACUCCGCAGUCAGCUGAUGGACUAUCGGAUCAGGAUCGAGCAGGAGGGGAAGGCCUUCCAUAGGACCAACGACGAGAGGCGGGCCUACCUGUCUGAAAUUGCCAAGCUGUCCUCCACCGUGGAGGCCCAGAGGAGGCAGUACUCCAUGCCGCCACAGAGGGCGGCAGAGAGCCAACCCAGGGCGAAGCAGUGGAGCAGGAAGUCUGAAGGCGACGCCAAGAGAGGAAAAGCCAAAGAAAGCGAGGGAGGAGGGGGACAUGUGAAAGGAGGGGGAGGCCCCAAAGCCCAGCAUGGAAGCAGGUUGCCCACCCUCAAGCAUCACGUGAAACACUAAAAACAAAAACCUGCCGCCCACUUUGCGCUUCCUACAUUUGCAACUUGCCAAGCAAGAAGUCCUCCCAUGCAUGUUACAUGAGCAGCCUCACGCCAACACAACACCAGCUGGUCCUCUCUGGACUGUGUACCUAAUCAAGUGUCCUCUAUCUGAUAGAAAUGUCCAUAACGUGGACAAAAUACAAGGACUGAUGUGUCCAGGGGUUCUUCAUAUUUUUGACCCGGGGGCCCAACUUUUCCCUGUUAGUUGCAUUUUUUGUUGUCAACAUGACUAGGGAAGGUUGUCUGGAUCGUGUCAUAUAAGUAAAUGCUGAUUGAGGUCAUCAACCUGACAUACUCACUUUUUCCACAAAAGAAUAAUAUUAAUAUUGCGUGAUCAAUGCAGCCUUUACUUAUAUGACACGAUCCAGACAACCUUCCCUAGUCAUGGUGCCAAAAAAAAAUAAAAAAAUGCAACUAACAUAAAGGCCGACACAUAACACAACUUGCUCACUGAACUUUGUGGAUAUUAUAAAAAAAAACGUCCAAACACCAUCAAAAAUGUGUAAAUGACACCCAUUUAAAUCCAUAACAAAGCAUGAUGGGGAAAAACGCAAAAGACUCCCCACACUUAUCCAUGUUUGGCUGCUUGAUAUUGCUGAUUGAUUACAAAACUUUAAGGAGGUCGUCACAGAAGUAAACAAGGUAGGAGUACAACUUUCACAUACCCUUAAUAUCCAAUUAUACUAAUUAUUAAUUAUAUAUCCAUUAUUUUGAUAUAAAAUGUGUACACACACCACACCCACAC